GUCCUUGAUCUACACAGAAUUCAACAUGUCUGAAGCUAAGCGUCUAAAACUCGACAAAGAGGAAAGAGACAAUGUUCURCCGAGUCUUAAAGAGUCAGGAUGGAAAGAAGUAGAGGGAAGAGAUGCCAUUUACAAAGAAUUCAUGUUUAAAGACUUCAAUCAAGCGUUUGGCUUCAUGUCUCGAGUUGCACUGUUGGCGGAGAAGAUGGACCACCAUCCAGAAUGGUUCAAUGUGUACAAUAAAGUACAAGUUACUCUCAGUACUCACGAAUGCAGCGGCCUGUCUCAAAGAGAUGUAAACCUGGCAACGUUCAUGGAUCAGAUCGCCAAGACGAAGCUAUAAACAUUUACGAACAUUAAUCCGUACAAGUUCAGACAGUUUGUAAAUUAUUUUUAUAAGCGAUUCGAAUAGACGCGAUUGUUUAAUAUGUCAGCUUUGCACAUGUAAUUUACUCACUAGUAAUAAGGCCAUAUUAUAAUUUGUACUGAAAAUGUGUUWUUGUUUUUCGAAUAUUUGAGGUUUCUUUUACCACU
Molecule: messenger RNA, 534 nt
Organism: Exaiptasia diaphana
Lineage: Eukaryota; Metazoa; Cnidaria; Anthozoa; Actiniaria; Aiptasiidae
Product: pterin-4-alpha-carbinolamine dehydratase
Exons: 1
Coding region: 26-343 (105 amino acids)
Biological process (GO): tetrahydrobiopterin biosynthetic process
Molecular function (GO): 4-alpha-hydroxytetrahydrobiopterin dehydratase activity
Source: RefSeq, a predicted model, not a curated record